This is a messenger RNA of Lingula anatina, 6364 nucleotides long. Its product is annotated as phosphatidate phosphatase LPIN1. The record is from RefSeq and is a predicted model, not a curated record. Gene Ontology annotation, biological process: cellular response to insulin stimulus; triglyceride biosynthetic process; positive regulation of transcription by RNA polymerase II. Lineage: Eukaryota; Metazoa; Brachiopoda; Lingulata; Lingulida; Lingulidae. Gene Ontology annotation, cellular component: nucleus. Gene Ontology annotation, molecular function: phosphatidate phosphatase activity; transcription coactivator activity.
UCAAUUUACAACUUGACAGCAUCGGGGUACCCUCAGCGGUUCACUUUAGUAAUAUAGGACGACUAGGCGGUUAAAGAACUGGCAUUUUUUUUAACAUUUCAAAGACAGAAUGGAGAUACAUGUGCUUGUGUGAGACUUUAAGACCACCGCCUGGUUCACUAAGGUGAGGUGACGCCACACACUCAAGAUGUAACCUCCAAAAGUCGAUAGAUAAAGAAAUACCUACAGGUGCUGUGAGGAAAAGAAAACUUCUGAACCCAGCAACAAGAAGAAUGAACUACGUUGGCAAGCUGCUCUCUAAUUUUAAAGCCGCUUACAAUGAGAUAAACGCGGCGACCUUGACAGGUGCUAUUGACGUGAUUAUCAUACAGCAGGAAGAUGGGUCCUAUGUCAGCUCCCCCUUCCAUGUGCGCUUUGGAAAACUGGGGGUUAUACAUUCCAGGGAAAAAGUGGUGGAUAUCGAGAUCAAUGGAGAUCCAGUAGACCUGCACAUGAAGCUGGGAGAGUCUGGGGAGGCAUUCUUUGUAGAGCCAACAGAUGAAAAAUCAGAGUCUCUCUUUGAAUUGGCUACCUCGCCCAUUGCCACCCCAUCUCCAGGAGAAAUUAUGAAAGAGGGCAUCAAACAACUGAAGAAAGAACAGGGAAAGGAGAAGCUGUCUGCUGUUCUCUCUGCCCCAAGUGCCUUGGAUACCUUGGAGAGCAAACGAGAGAAAUGUCGCUCAGAGGUCAGCCUAGAAAGCUUGGAAAAAGGGAGUCUGGGAUCAUCUAUAGAUGGGGACACUGGGCAGUGCAAAUCUUUAUCAGGCACGCCAACACAAUCCCCUGUCAGAUUUGGCCUUGAGCAGGAACAUCUUGAGCUGCCUGGCAGACAGCGAAAAUCGUCAGCAAGAACCAUGAGCGGGGACAGUACGACAGCGAAGAGUUCUCCAAGGCAUGCUGGGAAGGAUGAGGACCAUAUCCCAGAAUUCAAUGAUGAGGAGAUAUUUGAUAUGGACCCUAUGUCUGACGAUGAGCUGCGAAUGAUAAAUAUGAACUCGAUGGCGCGGAGUGUAAGUCUUCCAGUGCUGGAGGAAGAUAAGAGGAAUAGUAUUGAAGAAUGGGCAAACAGUCGUUAUGCUUCUCAGUUAUAUCCGUUUAGUGAUGGGGAUAUCACACCUGUUGUUAGUCCCACUGCCACUCGCUCACCCAGUCCAUUCAGCGAUACUGAAAUAGAGAAACAAAACGUAGUCUACGACACUGUCCUCUCUUCUGAACCAUCAGAAAACCUCGACUGGUCGUGGGGAGAGCUGCCCCAAAAGACUCUGAAUAAUGUAGAGUCACCGUUGGCCAUUGAAGUACCCACCAAGGCUCCAGAAAUUCUAAUAGAACAAGCUAAAGAAGAGGAUACGGGUCUGUUAACGUUCAUGAGGAGCACUAAGAAGAUCCGCCACCAGCCUGUGCAGGAAGGUAUAUACCUGGAUGACCUUAACCUUGAGGAGAUGGACCCAGAGGUGGCAGCACUGUACUUCCCACCAAAACAUCAGUUCACACAUGCUCACCACAUGCAGCCAAUCAGGGAUGAGGACAUUGAGUCGGGGAAAGGGUCGUCUUUACCACAGUCUCCAAACAGUGUGGAAGGUGCAAUAGGAGGAAAUAUACAGGAAAGUGAGCACUGGGAUUUAUCCCUGUCACUUUGUGGAGGGUUGAAAGAGGCCGAGGGCAACAUCGCAAUGGACAAAUUCUUACAAGACUACGUGACAUACGACAAGUUCUGUGAAAACGCCAUGCAGAUCAUUUCCGACCCUAACCUGGUGAUAAAAAUCGGAACAAGGUUCUACAACUGGCAGACGGCAAGCCCCAUGAUCCUCUCUGUAAUGGCCUUCCAGCGCCCCCUUCCAGACUCCCUCAUCACUAAUCUCAUCAAACAGCACAUGCCAAAGAAAGAGAGGGCCAAACGCGCGGGGAUGUCUUCCUGGUUCUCAUGGCGGCGUGCCCCACCUGAGGAUGAGGAAAAGGGUCAGGUGGGAAGUCAGGUGGCUGGAGAUGUCAGCAAAGUAGAGCCCAAGAAGCCCAGUAGUCAGACGUCCACUCCCACCUCCAGUCCUCCCACCAGUGCUCCAAACUCACCACAGAAACAGAGAGAAAGAGAAACUGGCAGGAAAAAAGAUGCAGACGACACCUCCACGUCUAGCGACGAGAUGGAAUUCAAGCAGUGGUCCCCAAAAAGAAGACGGGCCAACUCUCCCAAAAACCGCAAUUCACAAGGACAGGUCAAUUUCAAGAAAAGUCUUAGGCUAACGUCAGAGCAAAUAUCUAAACUAGUCAGGCAAAGUAGAGUCAAGCUACAACCAGGGCAAAACACAAUCUCAUACUCCGUGACGACGCAGUACCAGGGAACAUCCAAGUGCGUCUCUCACAUCUACCUGUGGCGCUACGACGACAAAAUUGUCAUCUCUGACAUAGAUGGCACUAUUACCAGGUCGGACGUCCUUGGCAACAUCCUCCCAAUGCUGGGUAAAGACUGGUCUCAGAUGGGUGUCGCCAAACUCUUCAACAAGAUCCACCUCAACGGCUACAAGUUCCUGUACCUCUCGGCCCGGGCCAUUGGUCAGUCCUCCCUGACCAGAUCGUACCUCAAGAGUAUCCGCCAGGGGGAGCUGUGUUUGCCAGACGGCCCCAUGUUGUUGACUCCUAGUUCCCUUAUCAAUGCCUUCCACAAGGAAGUUAUAGAGAGAAAGCCAGAAGAGUUUAAGAUUAACUGUCUGAAAGACAUAGCAUCCCUCUUCCCGGCGACACGACCGUGUCCUUUCUAUUCCGGCUUUGGAAACAAAAUUAAUGAUGUUUGGGCAUACAGGGCUGUUGGUAUUCCAAUAUCAAGAAUUUUCUCUAUCAAUCACCGAGGGGAAUUGAGGAGCGAGAUUUCCAAAACUUUUCAGACUUCCUACAACAGCCUGANUCUAUUAGUAGAAUUUGAGCACUGGGAUUUAUCCCUGUCACUUUGUGGAGGGUUGAAAGAGGCCGAGGGCAACAUCGCAAUGGACAAAUUCUUACAAGACUACGUGACAUACGACAAGUUCUGUGAAAACGCCAUGCAGAUCAUUUCCGACCCUAACCUGGUGAUAAAAAUCGGAACAAGGUUCUACAACUGGCAGACGGCAAGCCCCAUGAUCCUCUCUGUAAUGGCCUUCCAGCGCCCCCUUCCAGACUCCCUCGUCACUAAUCUCAUCAAACAGCACAUGCCAAAGAAGGAGAGGGCCAAACGCGCGGGGAUGUCUUCCUGGUUCUCAUGGCGGCGUGCCCCACCUGAGGAUGAGGAAAAGGGUCAGGUGGGAAGUCAGGUGGCGGGAGAUGUCAGCAAAGUAGAGCCCAAGAAGCCCAGUAGUCAGACGUCCACUCCCACCUCCAGUCCUCCCACCAGUGCUCCCAACUCACCACAGAAACAGAGAGAAAGAGAAACUGGCAGGAAAAAAGAUGCAGACGACACCUCCACGUCUAGCGACGAGAUGGAAUUCAAGCAGUGGUCCCCAAAAAGAAGACGGGCCAACUCUCCCAAAAACCGCAAUUCACAAGGACAGGUCAAUUUCAAGAAAAGUCUUAGGCUAACGUCAGAGCAAAUAUCUAAACUAGUCAGGCAAAGUAGAGUCAAGCUACAACCAGGGCAAAACACAAUCUCGUACUCCGUGACGACGCAGUACCAGGGAACAUCCAAGUGCGUCUCUCACAUCUACCUGUGGCGCUACGACGACAAAAUUGUCAUCUCUGACAUAGAUGGCACUAUAACUAGGUCGGACGUCCUUGGCAACAUCCUCCCAAUGCUGGGUAAAGACUGGUCUCAGAUGGGUGUCGCCAAACUCUUCAACAAGAUCCACCUCAACGGCUACAAGUUCCUGUACCUCUCGGCCCGGGCCAUUGGUCAGUCCUCCCUGACCAGAUCGUACCUCAAGAGUAUCCGCCAGGGGGAGCUGUGUUUGCCAGACGGCCCCAUGUUGUUGACUCCUAGUUCCCUUAUCAAUGCCUUCCACAAGGAAGUUAUAGAGAGAAAGCCAGAAGAGUUUAAGAUUAACUGUCUGAAAGACAUAGCAUCCCUCUUCCCAGCGACACGACCGUGUCCUUUCUAUUCCGGCUUUGGAAACAAAAUUAAUGAUGUUUGGGCGUACAGGGCUGUUGGUAUUCCAAUAUCAAGAAUUUUCUCUAUCAAUCACCGAGGGGAAUUGAGGAGCGAGAUUUCCAAAACUUUUCAGACUUCCUACAACAGCCUAAGUGACAUUGCAGACCACUUUUUCCCACCACUCCAUGUCACAUCCUCUGGAGUUUGUGAAAUUGGAAAUUUUUCGGCAGCAGAUAAAUACAGCCAGUACACAUACUGGCGAGAACCUCUACCAGAAUUGGACGAUGAAAUAGCGAAUUUUUUGAAGAAAAAUAAAGAGAGUGAAGCGAGUCCAAGUAAAGGAUCUAAAAAGGGGAAGUGAAUUUAUUAAUUGUAUGAUUGGAAGAAAUGGCAUUUCACCAAUAAUAGUGGAAAGAAAAAUAAGCUCACAGUUGAACUAGAAAAAUAACUGAAAAGUAUGUAUAAGAAAAACUGUGAGGGAACAGAAAAACUUCCUCUGAGGGUUGUGAGUUUAGAGAAAUUUGAAUUCUAGUAUACCAAACACGAGGAAGAAGAAAUCAUCGGCACAGCAGGUUUCAUUUAUUUCCUGUUUCAAGAAAAAUAAAGCAGAUACAAACAAAAGAAGAUAAGAAAGUAAAGAAGAAUCUUUGAAAGAAAAAAACAUCAGGAAAGAGAAAAGUUCCCUGCUUAUUGGGUUCACAAUGCAAGAUUUCUGCAAGACACACACACAAAAAUAACAAUUUGGUCAGUUUCAAAAACACCAUGUGACACUGUUGUAGACCAGCCAGGACGGGUGAAAAAAAAUCUUUAGAUCCCAAAAUGUUGCACAAACAAAAACCUAACAGGGGAGUUUAUUUUGUUGGAAACUAGAAAUGAUCAUUUUAGGAAAGGUUGUAUAUUGGAACAAGCGACACAAAUGUCCUGGCAGCCGGAAUGUGAAGGGGUAUGUUGAAAUUGUUAAAUCAGUUUAGUACUUAAUGAAUCACUGCACUAUUUGAAGUGAUACAUCUGUGCACAAAUAUUAAGAUUAAGGUGUCAUCUAACUUAAUAUUGGUGGCACAAAUACUGACAAGUAACACCUAAGGUUAUAUUUGUAGUACUUAGAUUUUUACAUGACAAACUUACUCAGAUAUAAGUUAAAUUUGAUAACAAUUUAUCAUGUAUUAAAUUGGAGAGUUUAGUUCACUUUUAUGAAGAAAGUAGCAUGUUAAGUUUUUUCUUUUAUGCUGCCAACAGUCCAUCCAGUUGUCAUCAGUUAAGCUGGGGAAGUUCAUUUCAUAAAUGAAAAAGGAAAAAGUUUAAAAAAAGCUGCUGUAUAGACAUUUUCAGAUUGGAAAGCGCUGUCAUAAGGUCAUGUGACUUAUGAUGUAAAUACAUGAAACUUUUCAGGUGCUAGGGAGACUUCCUCACUCCUAUUGAAAAAAAUAAGAAUUCAGUAGCUGAGAGUGGAGUCUCUCCCCCUCCACUCCUAAGUCACUUGACACCAUCAUCAUGUUUUCCUCUCUGAAAAUGCCUAUUGUUAAGUGUAGUGAAAGCAUCAGUAUUAUAUUGACCAAAAGUUUAGCAAGAAGUAACACAAACUUGCAAACAUAUAUAAUAUAUGUCAUUCCAUGGAGAAGGGGCUUUGUUGUAUGAAAAUUAUAUGAUAGUCAAAACAUUCAUUCUAUGUAAGACUUAAACCUACAUUUGAAUAAGGUCAAACCCUCCUAUCUCCUGUAUGAAAAGGAUCUAGCAGUAGCCAUCUUGGCUCGUAAGGAGGUCUCGUUUCUAUGUGUCAGAUCACGUGCAAUAUGGCAGUUGGAAGCCAUCUUGAUUUAUUUUAAAAAAAGGGAAAUUUUUGUCUAAGGUAAGUUGACCACCUCCAUGAUCUGCAUGGAGAAUGAGAGGAUUUGGAGUUAUUCAGAUAGUUAAGAUUUCUGUUUAUUUCCUAAAAAAAGGCGUUGCCUUAGUACGUGGUGAAUAUAUUUAUAAGUAAUAAUUACUGUGUCUAUCAUUUAAUGGUUUGCUAUUUAUUUUUUAUUUCAGUAGAAACUGUACAAACAACUGCUUCUUUUUGGAAUAAUCUUUCAGGUGCAGGUGUUUUAUCUUUUGACAUAAUUAUUUAUCCUACUAAGAACUGAAAUAUAUGACCAGUGAGGCUUGGUUCACAUGUUAACUGCGAGACUGUUACACAUUACUCUCAAUCCAGGAUACCUCAGUUAAUAUGGAUUGUUGGUUAUUUAGGCUGAUAUUAUAUUAAAGAAAUGAAAAAAAAAAGAUGUUGGGGGAGAAAAAAAA